AACACCGCCUCAUCUCUUCCUCUCCCUCUCUCUUCUCUCCAUCUCUCAGCAAAGGUAAAAACAACCUCAGAGGCUUUGCUACUUUUGGUAACAAGCAAACAAUCAACAUCUCUGAAACAAAAUGAAGAAACAGCAGCAAGAAGAUGAGAGUGCUGAUGGCACUGUAUCCUGUACAGCUCCAUCAUCUUCCUCCUUCUCAUCUGCCCUGGUUCUACCACCAACCCGGAGAUCCAUUUCUAUGGGUGACUUCCGUCGUGCCCAGCCAGGUUCUGAGAUGCCGUCGGCCCCUGCUACAGCACCAUCCUCCAAACUGGUGACCCCAAGCUCAAGCAUGGAGUUUGAGGCAGCUCGACGGCGCCUGCUGGAGGUUGAGGAACGUCGGCGUGUCAUCCAGGAAAUGGAGCGCCGCCUGGAAGAAUUGCGCGAAGUGUUUGUUGACUCAGAACGUAAGGCAGCUGAGCAUGGUGAGCUUGUGACACGAGUGGCAGCCACAGCUCAACAGAGUGAGCUUUAUGUUUCCGAAAACUCUCAGCGACUAAAGAAGGGGCUGCGCUUCAAACGGCAUCGGCCCACCAUCAUCUUCUCGUCCAUGCUGGGUCUCAGGACGUGUCUGCCAUGGCCCGUAAAACUCAAAUAGCAGUGGACGAGAAGAACUGGACUCGAAGAACUCUCGACCACUAGUCUGGAUUCAUCUAAGGGAAAUUGUUUCAGAAAACCCUAAAUAUUUAGCUUUCAUUCUUCAAGUGGAAUCUCUCCUGAGGACAGGGAUGAGAACACUCAUGAGUCCUGCUACAAUAAUGUGAGACACCACACUACUGCUCAGAGAUCUGUGUGAAUGUAUGUAUGUAUGUAUGUAUGUAUGUAUGUAUGUAUGUAUGUGUGGGAGAAGCUUCAGUGUCUUUGUGUUGUGUGCGUUUUUUUUAAUACAUUUUUGUUAUUGAAAAGAGAGAAAGCCUCAUAGGUGCUGUGAAACUGCUUGGAAAAUCAAGUUAUAUGAUGAUGGACCUAGAGCACUCAAAACUCAGAAUUCUCUUUUUCUAUGAAAAACACUUUGCCUACAGCCUUGAAUAGUGUAGAAUUGACGUCAAACUUUCAUCCACAAGUCACGUUUAGCAUCAUUUGUGUUGGUUGUUAUGGUUGCUGCUCUUUUCUCUUGGGUGCAGAGCUUGGACACAGGGGAAGGAGCUCUCGUCACCUCACGCACAGUCUCCUGUACUGUCUCUUCUGCCGAAAAGCUCUUCUACUUUGUGUUUGCUCCUGAAUGUUUGGUAAUACCAACAGAACCUCCAGAAUUGCAACCUAACAUCAAUUAGUUAUAGUUUUUCAUGUGGCUGCUUUACCUUAUGCUGGGUUCCUAGAUGGUUCUACUUUUAGUCACACAAGGACCUAUAUAUAUAGCUUCUUUUGUCUGUAAGGGUACGUUUAGGGCUUAAACAUACAGGUAUAAGAUAAAAACACCGGUGCAAAAGAUCAGAAUUGAUGUGAUGGUUCCCUGUAUAUAAAUAGAUGUACUUAUACAUUGCCAUUUCAACAGGGUCAAUAGGAACUCGCAUUAAGCACCAAUGCUGCAUUUUUAACUACAUUUGCUGUCUUCUGAAUGUCUUUCAACGAUAUUGAAAUCCUUGAAUAUUGAAAUAUUUUCUGUCUGUGUGCAUGUCUCCUUGUGUACUCAUGAGGAAACAGCAGUUUAUGAAGCUCAGGAGAAAGUCACCAGGGAUUUCUAUUGUUAGUAAGAGCAGGUUAGGACAAGAAGGUUCAGUAUCUCAGAGAGAGAACACACUAAUUUCACUGUUUAAUUAGCAGAAUAACCUUUAUGGGGAUUAGGUUUAUGUGGUCGUUGCAUUUUGAGAUGAUCUCUAAUUCUCCAUAGAAGUCUCCUCUGUGUAAUAACCCACUUGUGCCUGUGUAGAUAAAUGCUUUCCAAACACUAAACGUUAAGUUUGAUUAGUAAAAAAAAAAAACGCUUAAUAAGAAGCAUGUAGGCACAACUGCAGUUAAGAUGCAAGGAUUUGAUACCGAAAAAGGGAAAACAUUUGACGUUUGUUUUACUCAGAAAUAUACUCAGAUCAUUCAAACGUGAGGAAAAAAACGGAAGGUUCUGGAAAUCCUGUCAGG
Molecule: messenger RNA, 2115 nt
Organism: Tachysurus vachellii
Lineage: Eukaryota; Metazoa; Chordata; Actinopteri; Siluriformes; Bagridae
Product: TMF-regulated nuclear protein 1-like
Exons: 1
Coding region: 122-637 (171 amino acids)
Biological process (GO): regulation of cell population proliferation
Cellular component (GO): nucleus
Molecular function (GO): DNA binding
Source: RefSeq, a predicted model, not a curated record